Messenger RNA from Triplophysa rosa, 846 nucleotides. RefSeq lists its product as uncharacterized. Gene Ontology annotation, cellular component: phagocytic vesicle; lysosome; late endosome. The record is from RefSeq and is a predicted model, not a curated record. Gene Ontology annotation, molecular function: GTP binding; GTPase activity. The coding region runs from base 56 to 700 and encodes 214 amino acids. The transcript is spliced from 5 exons. Gene Ontology annotation, biological process: endosome to lysosome transport; phagosome-lysosome fusion. Lineage: Eukaryota; Metazoa; Chordata; Actinopteri; Cypriniformes; Nemacheilidae.
GACAUGUCCGAAAUGCAGUGAGGGGAUAUUAGGAUGACCACAUAACCACCCUUUAAUGAGAACGGCUUUCGGAUAUUUUUUUAUCAUGACUGAAUGGAGCACGCCACAUUUGAAAGUGAUUCUCAUUGGAAAUUCUGGAGUUGGAAAAUCUUCAUUCAUGACCCGGUUUGUUGAUCAUCGUUUUACUAAUUUGUACCGAGCCACAAUCGGGGUCGAUUUCCUGACCAAGGAACUCACUAUUGAUAAAACAUCAGUGAUUCUUCAGAUCUGGGACACAGCAGGCACAGAGAGGUUUCAUUCACUGGGCACUUCACUGUAUCGUGGGGCUCACUGCUGCCUCCUGGUGUUUGAUGUCACCUCGCUGGCUUCCUUCACUGCACUUGAGGGUUGGAAGAAAGAGUUCCUGGUGCAAGCUGGACCAUCCGACCCAACAGGAUUUCCUUUCAUAGUAAUCGGCAAUAAAAUCGACUUGGACAAUCGUGAGGUAUCCCCCAAAAAAGCCAAGCAUUGGUGUAGUGCUAUGGGAGCUGAAUAUUAUGAAUGUAGUGCCAAAGAAGACAUAGACGUGGACAGAACCUUUCAUAGUGCAGCUAGAGCUGCCCUUCUUUAUCUCAGAAGUCAUUCUGCUGAAAAUGGGAAAGACGUCCAGAUUACACAGAAACAACCUGAUAAGACCUCAAAUGAAAAAUGCCAGUGUUGAAGCACAGUUGGUCUUACAAACUUCUGCACUACUGUGAACACGUUUACACACAUGUAAAAUCUUCCAUGGAAAAUAAAACCUCACAAACUACUACAUAUGAAUACUAAGAUGAGUUAUAACUCCUUUAUUUCAAAAUAUAUCCAUAU